This is a messenger RNA of Paracoccidioides brasiliensis Pb18, 2211 nucleotides long. RefSeq lists its product as uncharacterized. The record is from RefSeq and is a predicted model, not a curated record. Bases 1 to 2211 code for a protein of 736 amino acids. The transcript is spliced from 5 exons. Gene Ontology annotation, biological process: protein O-linked glycosylation via mannose. Gene Ontology annotation, cellular component: membrane; endoplasmic reticulum. Gene Ontology annotation, molecular function: dolichyl-phosphate-mannose-protein mannosyltransferase activity.
AUGGCAGCCUAUGAGUCUGCCAUCACAACGGGCGCCUCACAGAACUCCGAUCUUCGUCGAAGAAAUGUCUUUGGCUUGCAAAAAGAAGACAGUGGGGCGAGUAACGUCCGGGCUGAAAUCGACGGGAAAAGGGCAACACCACAAAAGUUCUCAUUCAUCGAUGUACUUGACGAGUGGGAAGUUAUCAUUGCCCCCCUGAUAUUCACCGCACUCUCCUUCUUCACACGAAUGUGGCGUAUCGGUCGAUCGAAUAUUGUUACAUGGGAUGAAGCUCAUUUCGGCAAGUUUGGCUCCCAUUACCUGAAGAGGGAGUUCUAUUUCGAUGUCCAUCCGCCGCUGGGGAAAAUGCUAGUGGGCCUGUCGGGUUACCUUGCGGGCUACAAUGGCUCGUUUGAGUUCAAAUCUGGAGAAAAGUACCCACCGGAUCUUAACUAUACCUUCAUGCGUUCGUUCAAUGCCAUUUUCGGAGCCGUCUGCGUACCGCUAGCAUACUAUACAGCCCGCGAACUGAACUUCCGCCGCUCGACUGUCUGGUUGGUGACUCUAAUGGUUCUCUGUGAGAACUCCUAUGCCACCAUCUCCAGAUUUAUUCUUCUCGAUUCUAUGCUGUUAUGCUUCACCUUCACGACUAUUUUGUGCUGGGCGCGAUUUCACCGGCUUCAAAAUAAAAGUUUCACAGUGGAAUGGUUCACAUGGCUCAUACUGACGGGGCUGAGUAUUGGCUGCGUCUGCAGUGUGAAGUGGGUGGGAUUCUUUGUUACUGCGAUGGUUGGACUAUACACUGCUGAGGAUCUGUGGAACAAGUUUGGCGAUCUAAAAAUGCCCAAGGUUGUUCUUGCACAACAUGUCGCGGCUCGAGUAGCAGGAUUGAUUGUUGUUCCUCUUCUUGUCUACAUGUUUUCGUUCUACCUGCAUUUCCUCGUGCUCGAAAACUCGGGACCUGGGGAUGCGCAGAUGAGCUCUCUUUUCCAAGCCAACCUAAAGGGCACCAGCGUUGGGAAAGACAGCCCUCUCGAAAUUGCGAUAGGAUCAAAGGCAACCCUGAAAAACAUGGGAUAUGGUGGCGGUCUCCUUCACUCGCACGUCCAAUCCUACCCUGAAGGAUCAGGUCAGCAACAGAUCACUUGCUAUCACCACAAGGAUGCCAAUAAUGACUGGUUUUUCUAUCCGAACCGAGAUGAGCCCGAUUACGACCCGGAAGCUCCUUUAAGUUUUAUUGGUGACAAGGAUGUUAUCCGGCUCGUUCACGCUCAAACAGGACGUAAUCUGCAUUCGCAUCCUGUACCUGCACCAGUGACCAAGAGCAGCUACGAAGUAUCAGGUUAUGGAAAUACAACAAUUGGAGACAAUAAAGAUCACUGGGUCAUUGAAGUAGUUAGCGAUGUCGCAUCCAAUGACAGGUCGAAAAUUCGGACUUUGACAACUGCUUUCCGCAUUCGCCACGCUGUUCUGGGCUGCUAUCUUCGUGCAGGCAACGUUAAUCUUCCACAGUGGGGCUUCAAACAAAUUGAAACUACAUGCGUCAAAAAAAAUAAUCCCCGAGACAUUUACACUCAUUGGAAUAUUGAGAGUCACAUUAAUGACAGGCUCCCACCCGGUGACGCUGGUUCCUACAAAUCGCCAUUCCUAAAGGACUUCCUCCAUCUCAACGUGGCCAUGAUGACAUCAAACAACGCCCUUGUUCCUGACCCAGAUAAGCAAGAUGACCUCUCCUCCGAGUUUUGGGAGUGGCCAAUCCUCCACACAGGUCUCCGCAUGUGUUCCUGGGAGGACAACGUCGUCAAAUACUUCCUCCUCGGAAACCCCAUCGUCUACUGGGGAGGAACCGCCAGUCUCCUCAUCAUCAGCAUGAUCUUGCUCUUCUACCUGGUCCGCUGGCAGCGCGGCUACGACGAACUCAAUAUGGCCGAGAUCGACCACAUUUACUAUUCCGGCAUAUACCCAGCGAUCGCAUGGUUCUUCCACUACUUCCCCUUUAUUGCAAUGGCCCGCGUCACCUACGUGCACCACUAUUACCCAGCGCUGUAUUUUUCCAUGCUAACACUGGCUUUCUGCGUGAACUGGUUUACGCGGAAGCUCCCCGCAAAGGUCGAGUGGGCCAUCUACACAGUGCUCUACGCGGCUGUAAUUGGACUCUUCUUACAUUUCCGUGACAUCGUCUUUGGAAUGGAAGGGCCAAGCUCGAAAUGGGAGCAUUUGUCCUGGGUUUAG